AUGGCGUCUGACCAUACUGUAACAUGGUUUUGGAAAUCAAAUACUAAUCCUUGGUUAGCAGGUGAAGCAGAAAAAUGGACACCGUACCCAGAGUCCAUCAGUAAUUGGAUAGAAAGAGGAUAUAAAGAACAAAAAUCCGAAGUUAUUAUUGAUAGGUAUCACAAAAUUGAUAUUGGUAGAAGACUGCAAAUAGAUAGCGAUGAUCUCAAUAAGCAACGUCCUAUUCGUCGAUGCUCAAAGAAUGAAAUCACUGACGAUGAAAUAGCAUAUCGACGCGAAAGGUUCACAUUUUUUCACCCAAUUAGACGAUCUAUUAUCGAUGAUACUCCGUACUUUGGCUCCAGAUUUAUUACUGAUUGGUUAAUCUCAUUUACUAACGGUACGUUAAAAAUUACUGCAUCCAGUAUUCUUAAUGCACUGAUCGAUGGUAUUACAUUCGAGGGAAGAAUACUUGGUCACUUCUCUGAUGUGCAGCAUCUAGUCGCCGAGAUAAAAAAGGAGGAUAAUUAUAAAAAGAUGAGCAAGCUGCAGCAAUGCUGUGCUCGACUAUACACAAAACCUUGUUUUCUUUUCAAAAUUGUUAAUGAAACUUUACGUGAUAAUGAUCGAACAAAACUGACCACUCUUGGUCCGUUUUGUUAUUUGGUCUAUAAUUACAUUGGUAUUCGACACAACAAAUAUCCUUCGAUACGAAAUCGAUUAAAACAAUUAAUGAAAGUUAAAACGCAUACUACGUCAAUUGUUGUUUAUCGUGGUGAAACACUGCCACUCGAUUCGAUUGAAACGUAUCGUCAAGCGGUCGGAAAAGGUUAUUAUUACAAAUGGUCAUCAUUCGUUUCGACAUCAAAGUCACUUGAGGUUGCUGAAUUUUUCGGAACCAAUGUUCUAUACAUAAUUGAAAUAGAACGAUGUCCGUCAAAUGAUCAAUAUGUUGAUCUGUCAAGAAUUGCGUACAUGCAGGAUGAAGAAGAAAUCUUACUAUGUCCAGGAGUAAGGUUUAAGAUUGAAAGUGCUGCUUAUGACUCGACUAUUGAACGAUAUCUGUUUCAUAUUCAGAUUGUACCAUCGUAUAUAUCAAACAUUAUGUAA
Messenger RNA from Didymodactylos carnosus, 1089 nucleotides. Lineage: Eukaryota; Metazoa; Rotifera; Eurotatoria; Philodinida; Philodinidae. The record is from the annotation of a GenBank genome assembly.